Messenger RNA from Mobula hypostoma (lesser devil ray), 6069 nucleotides. RefSeq names its product NHS-like 2 (gene nhsl2). The coding region runs from base 1340 to 5488 and encodes 1382 amino acids. The record is from RefSeq and is a predicted model, not a curated record. Lineage: Eukaryota; Metazoa; Chordata; Chondrichthyes; Myliobatiformes; Myliobatidae. The transcript is spliced from 13 exons. Gene Ontology annotation, biological process: cell differentiation.
AGGACAACAAAGAGAAAAUUAGAUAGUUUCUUUUGAAAUCAAUGCAUUAAUUAUGGAGUAAGUGCAGAGAAAGCAUUCCUGUUGUUGAAGGACCAGUAAUAAAUCAGUUCAGAAAUAAGGUGACUGACAAGAACCAAAAGUAAGCAUUGUAGAAAGUCUUUACUAGCAAUAAUUAGUUAGAAUUAGGAUAUUUCAAAUUGAAGGCUCAGGAAUGUAAGUUCAUUUGCAAUCUUCUGAAGGAAAUUUGCAGAGUAUGGCAUGAGUUGUGAACUUUUGAAGAAGAGAAACUCAUGACUUCAUUUGGAAGGACAGAAAUGUGCCGGCGAACAUUAUCCACUGAGACAGCAUCACAUUCAAAAAGAACUGUGCCUUACUCAUCACCAUCAAGCUACCAAUCAGUGCGGCCCACACACAAAUAGGAUGGAUGCGUAAGGACGGUAUGUAGAGCAGUGGCUAUUGUGUCAUCGCAUUAAAGUCACCGGCGACGAUGUGUGCAGUCUCCAGCAUUUUGAUGGUCUCGUACAGUUCCAAGAGAGCCAGUUGCUAAACCCGUGCCAGGUACAGCUUACACAAGUCCAGUUUGAUCACUGGGAUACUGAGGAAGGUGACACACCAUUGAAAUGCUCAACGUCAGAGUGCAGUUGAUAAACCGCUGAAGGAGGCGGCAGGCAACAACAUUGAGUGGGCUGACGGCUCGAGGGAGAGGGAAUGCAGGUGACGGAUCAACAGAAGUGAAAAAAAGUUUUGUUCAAUUUUGAUUUUAAGAAAGGGAAACAAUUACUUCCAUUUAAAAAUGAAUAAGCCUGGACUCUGCAGAAAGACUGUUCUGUAAAUAGCUUGACAUAUAUGCAGCUGUGGAAAGGAUGAAGCUAUCACGAGUACCCCGUUACGUUGUUUUGUACAAACUGUCUCAGACUUCCUGUUGCGCUGACGAGGGAAAGAGACGUGAUACUGUAUAGGGAUUAUGAAUCCAACUCUAGAUUCUCGUUGAAAGGAAAUAUUUAAAAAUCAUCUUCUUAUUUAUAUAAUACAACACAAACCGCUACAAAUUGCAGACAAUUCGAAAAACAGAGUCGUUGCUGGUAUUUCGCUGGAAAGAGAACGUCUUGGAUUUGAAUUCCUCACAGAUUUGGACCACCCCCACCGUUACUAAUGUGGAGAGCCCUCCCCUUCGAGGGGAACAGCGCUCUCUGGAGGCCUCUGUAAGAUCUGUCAGAAAGCAAAGAGAGAUCCCAUUUGGGGCUUAAGCUUCUUCUACCCUGACAGCUGUUUGAUUACAUUGUCCAAGUCGUAUUAUUUACCUUUUUUUCUAGAUAGGAGUUUAUUUUUAUACAUAAUAAUGCCAUUUUGUAAGAGAGUCGUGCGUCCUUUGCAAGUUUGCCGUCUGCACAGCCAGGGAAGAACGCUGUCAACCUUGGAGAAUCUGCUCGAUGUCUCCAGCUUUACUUUGGGAAGUGUCCUAAGGCAGCUCUCGGCUCUGGCGAAGGAAGCCGUGAGCGUGCUGGAAGAGAUUGAGCUGGAGAUCGGAUCUGUGUGCCAUCGGGCAUUGCUGCUGGAGGUCCGAAUCAUCGGUCUGCACAGAUACGUGUCAGCCCUGUCUCUGCGACCUGCGACACCCUGUGGAUCAAACUUGGAUCAGGAGAGUAAGAGGACUGCCCAUUUCAAGUCGUCAUGGCAACAGAAUAUAAAUGUGUUCAACUCCUCAACCAGACCACCCUGUGUAGAGGAAUUGCAUCAAGAGGCCCAGCUGAACCUCCAGUCUUUGCUCCAAGAACAGUUUGGUGAGCCAGUGAUAGAGGAUAAGGUGACUGCAAAUACCUUCGGACAAAAACCAGCUCUCAACAGAGACGUCAUUCCAGAUAGUUGCCCCAGAAAAGGGGAAAAGCGUAUGGAAUUUGUAUUGAUUCCAAGCACAAGAUCCAGCAGUGAGGAUGAGACGACUACCUUUGGCGUAAAACCACACGAACUAUUUCUGAACUCCCCAACUACACCUGACAAACCACCCAAGUGGACUCAAAGCAACCCACCGUCAACUCCAGAGGAGAAAAGGUGGAACCAGGCACAGGCAGUUCAGGCAGAUUUGGUACCCAUCAACGUGACUGGGGAGCCCCUUGAGAGGCAAGCAAACGAGCGGCAUUCUUUGUUCAACAGAGAGACCAGGUUGAACCCAAAAAGUACACUGAGGAGAAGGCGGACAAUUGCUGGCUUGUCCGAGCCAGUUCAGCCUCAGCCAGGCGCUUUUAAGGAAGAAUUGAGAUCUCCUGGUGUGUUAACAAAGACAGAGGCAAACCAGCGUCUCUUUACUUUUGAUGAAGAUAUGAGUUUUACCAAUGGGAAACAGGACCCGGUUAGCAACCUUGGGAUGGUGCAGUCAUUUCCUCCAACCCUCAGGAAGGUACAAAGUGAUCUAGGUCAAAUAAACAAUUCAAAUCUAUCUCAGUCUUCAGGGAACAUCACAUUCACAACAAACAAUCCCCAGGUGAUGCCUACAUCAUUAAGUGAACACAGCUUCUCUUCUCUCAACACUUCUUGGAAUCAAAUGAGAGGAUCUAGCUUUUCUUCUUCCUUGAACAAUUCAAGUGUUGUAACUGCACCAAGCUCGGUGUCAGUGGAGGCCUUGCAUGUUGACAAACAUGCUCCUUUGACAUUCAGUCAAACUUACAACAGUGGUCAGCCCCAUGUGCAGCAGGCUGUUGUUUCUUCAGUACAGAAGCAACAUGCUACUGUGUCCAAUCUGGUAAACCACAUGGAGAACCAAAGUUCUUCCAGUAAAGCUUGGAACGGCAGCAGUUCUGUGUCUUCGCCUCAUGUUUCAGAUAUGGCUCCAUCUGUGUCACUUCAGUGUUUGAAGCAUCCUCAACAGCAGGACUCAGGGCUAUUACUGAAUGCUAGCUCACAUCCAGAUUGCAAUGUUUCAUUAUCAACCUUUUUACCAAGUGAAGGCCAAAGACAAAAUGCCAGAAUCCCCAUGAUCAACACUUUCACAACAACUCCAGGGGAAGCAGCAGAGAAACUUCAGAAUUAUAAGGAUACAAGAACUAACCAUGAACGAAUUAUAAUUUACCCAAUUGACGGCAUAAUUGAAGAUACGGCCUCAAGCCUGGAACUCCAAGGUUACGCAAGUACGGAUGCUUGCAAAUUCCGUGAGAGGUCACUGUCAACGCCAACAGAUUCUGGGUCAUGCUGUUCAGCAGAUGCAGUAAGGUACUAUGACUCCAAGCACUAUGACCACACCCGGCGGCAUAGCGCAAAUUACAUCAUGCGUUAUCCCAGUGCCAGCUCUGAAGAAAGCCAAAGCACUGAGAAUGUCUCUGUAAUAACUGACCAGGACGGAUGCCAGAAAACAAGACCUCGGUCAAGAAGUAUCUCUUUGAAAAAGCCAAAGAAGAAGCCAAUUCCACCAGUGCGAAAUGUCUCCCUAAAGACGUGUGAGAUCAGUCCUAAUCCUGAAAGAAUUCCAUCAAACAAUUCUCCUCAAGAAAACAGGCCAACAAAGCUCUUCAUCCCUGCAGAGAAGCAGGUGGUUCAAAGUCAAUCAAUAGAUAGCAAUGAAUCUAGUGGCUUUAUAUCAGAUGCCCGUUCCAGCUCAACUACACCCACCAUGAAGGAUGGAGAACCCAUACGGUACACAGAACACUGGUUCCUUAAUGACUGGAAGUCCAAUGAUCCAUAUAGGUCCCUCUCAAACUCCAGUACUACAACAGGAGUAACUGUAAUUGAGUGUAUUAAGUCUCAAGGUAGUUCAGAAUCCUUGACGUCACCAUCUGUUUCAAGAGCUACAACUCCAUCCCAGUUAUCUGUUGAAGUGGAAUCUAAAAUGUCUUCUCCAGGGAAGCUCCCUGGUCUGAUGUCACCAUCUAGUGGUUAUUCAAGUCAGUCAGAAACGCCGACCACUUCUUUUCCUAUGUCUGUUUAUCAAGGCCAUGUGCCACAGCCAGGAGGCAAAGCAAAGCCCAAGGUACCAGAAAGGAAGUCUUCAUUGCAGCCAGUUUCCCCAAAUGAAAAGAGCCCAAAAUCAAAGCGUAUCUUUGAUUUGCCCAUUACCCCACCUCCUCAUUUGGAUUUCACAGGACUGCUGUCUUGUAAAAGCAAAGCAAAAGCCAGCAGACGGCAUUCCGAUUCCUCAAAUAUCAAUAAACCUGGCCAGAAACAUAGCCCUAACCAACCUGCUAUGCCAAUCAUAACCCAGACAGUUUUGGAAUCUGUCCGCCUUCGCUCGGUCAGCAAAUCAGAAAGUGAGGAUCAUCUGGAUGUAUUAGGACCACCACAGGUAACCCACAGUGAACCCAAUGAAACACCCCCAAAAAAGGUCCGACCACCUGUUCCAGGAAAGCCACCAAUGUCAAAAAGACCUUCAAGUAUCGCACUAAAGCUUUCUCCAAUCGAGCAUCCAUGUCCCACUACUACACUUACUUCACCAGCUUCUAGAAGUAAAGGUUCAGUCACAGUCUUCAGGAAAGUUGGUGUCCGAAGACAAAACUCUUUAGAUAGCCCAGAGAGUCAGAAGCCCCUGGGACCUCCAGAAUCUGCAGGUGCUCAAACUAUUUACAUUCAGAGUAACCACUUGGGCCAUAAACAAUCCAGUGGUGUACCAACCACCCAAGAUGAGAGCAAAAGGCUAAGUUCCACAGAGCUAACAGGGACUUCCACUCAAUAUAUUGAGAAGAAGAAAAAUAAGACACCACCUCCUGUCCCUAAGAAACCAAAUGUACUGAUUGUGCCAACAAAUACGGCGCACAUACUUGUCGUCACGGAGAGGACAGAUCAGAGCCCACUACACAACCCAGCUGGCCCUGCACGCCCUGACAAUGCAAAUGUUCCACUUGCCACUGAUGCCUCCCAUGCAGAAAGAGAGCCGAAAGUGAUUAAAGCACAUGGUCCAAGCACAGGAACCGUUGUAGCUACUGACAUUCACUUUGAAGGAAACAGAUAUAUGGAAUACAAUGAUGGGACUAGGAGAUGCCAAAACGUGCCGCUAAGCCCUGAUCUGGGUCAGAAUUCUGCAGAUAUCCCCUUGAAUCCAAAUGCUAAGCAGAGAAGUCCCACGGAUGCACAGGGUGGAGAAGUGAUGGAGGAUGAUGAUGAGGUCUUUGUCUCCUCAGGCGCCCAACGCUCCACUGAAGAUCUCUUUACUGUUAUUCACAGGUCGAAGAGGAAAGUGCUCGGCUGGAAGGAGCCCGGAGAAUCUUUCACUGUGAGACAGGUGGCUAUUUCACCUACCAAACCCAUCACAGCAGCCCCUAGCACUGGGUUCAAGCAUGCCCCCUCGGCUAAUGGAAAUGGGUCCAAAACCAGCACCAGUAAUGAGAACUUUAAGGCUCUGUUGCAAAAGAAGGGUGGCAAGCCUCCAGCAGGUGCACGUAUGUCGGCAGCUGAGCUCCUGAAAAGUACCAACCCACUUGCAAGAAGGAUUGCGACAGAGUUCACACAGGAAUCGGAGAGAUGCCAAACAGAGCCAGACUCUCCUCAAAAAGCUUCUAAGUGUUAGAGCUAAAGCAAUUCCGGGAGAGUCAGGAGAGGUGGUUCGUGACGAACAUAAAGUUUCAAUUUUUGCCAUAUCAUCAGAGCUGUAAUCUGCUAAGAAGGGAGUUAACCUUGCAGAAUAAUACACAUUGCAAACACAGAGGAUGUGUAUUGUUCAAUUAGGACCCCAGAGAAAGUUGAAAUAAUUAGUUCAUAUAUUUUAAGUGCAAACUAGUUUCGAAUCAGCGUAAGGUGAUGAUAUGAGAAGAUCUUGAUAUGAAGCGAGUUUUAAUUGAACUGGAAAAGCCUGAACUUUGAAAAUACACAAUGGAUGAGCUACAUUCCAGCCUGGCGCACUAAGUGUACUAUAGCCUUAUUGGAACUGAACUUUUAAAAAUAAGUUAUGUGCAUGACUCUGCUCUGUUUAUAAAUAUUACAUGCAUCUCCAGUUAUUACUGUAUUACUGCUUAACAACUGCUGAGUUAUCUAGCAGUAAACACAAUUUGCGUGCUCUGUGUGUGUGUGUGUGUGUGUGUGUGAGAGAGUGAGUGUGUGCACGCACACAUGCGUGUCUGUGUGUGUGUGGUGGGUAUACAUGCAUGUGUG